AUGGAAGAGGAUCUCAGCAGCACUGCAGCUUGUGAGCUGGACAAGUAUAUAGAGGAUCACCUUCUUCCUGACACUACAUUUCUUACUGGGGUCAGAGCAGACAUUGACUUCAUAAGUGCUUUCCUGAAGGAGAGAUGCUUCCAAGGUGCCGCCCACCCUGUGAGGGUCUCCAGGGUUGUGAUGGGGGGCUCCUACGAUGAACACACUGCGCUGAAGGGCAGGUCAGAGGCCAACAUGGUGGUGUUAUUUAACAAUCUCACCAGCUUUGAGGAUCAGUUAAACUGGCAUGGAGAGUUCCUUGAGGAGAUUCAGAAACACCUGUGCCAGUUGCAGCAAGAGAAACAAUUUAAAGUGAAGUUUGAGUUCCAGAGCUCAGAGCGGCCCAACUCCAGGUCUCUGAGCUUCAAGCUGAACUCCCCUGAGCUCCAGCAGGAGAUGGAAUUUGAUGUGCAUCCAGCCUAUGAUGCCCUGUAUGAACUGAGAAACUAUAAGCACCUUGGAUGGGACGUCUACAACAUAAUCUAUGCCCAACUCAUCAGUGAGUGCACCGCCCUGAACAAGGAGGGAGAGUUCUCCAUGUGCUUCAUAGACCUCCAGCAAAAGUUCCUGAGGGAUCAGCCACCCGAGCUGUGGAAUGUCAUCCGUAUGGUCAAGCACUGGUAUCAACUGUGUAAGGAGAAGCUGAGGAAGCCGCUGCCCCCAGUGUACGCCCUGGAGCUGCUCACAGUGUAUGCCUGGGAAUGCGGGGUCAAAGACAGAUCUGGACUACAUGUAGCCCAGUGCUUCCGAAGUGUCUUAGACCUGAUCACUGACUAUUUGAGUCUUCUAGUCUACUGGAGAUGGUGUUGUGAAUUUAAACAUGAGAUCUCUGACUACCUGAACAGACAGCUCCAAAAAGACAGGCCUGUGAUCUUGGACCCAGCUGACCCAACAUGGAACGUGGCUGGUUCAAACAAACAGGCCUGGCACCUGCUGGCAAAUGAAGCUAUGAUCUGGACACAGUUGAUUUUCUUUGUGAACUCUGAUAUGUCCCUUUUGAGUGGCUGA
Messenger RNA from Arvicanthis niloticus (Nile rat), 1047 nucleotides. Lineage: Eukaryota; Metazoa; Chordata; Mammalia; Rodentia; Muridae. The record is from RefSeq and is a predicted model, not a curated record.